This is a messenger RNA of Coccinella septempunctata (seven-spotted ladybird), 1278 nucleotides long. RefSeq lists its product as uncharacterized. Gene Ontology annotation, molecular function: zinc ion binding; nucleic acid binding. NCBI's taxonomy places the organism in Eukaryota, Metazoa, Arthropoda, Insecta, Coleoptera, Coccinellidae. The coding region runs from base 1 to 1278 and encodes 425 amino acids. The record is from RefSeq and is a predicted model, not a curated record. The transcript is spliced from 2 exons.
AUGGUUAAAUUAAAUCCAAAUCAUUUGAGAAGUUUCGAACUAACCUAUGAAAUAUCAAUAAGAGGUAUUGUUCCCCCCACUACUGUUCAGGAAAAACGGAAAGUUUUAAGAGGUCUUUUAUCUCAGGAAAAUUCCGACAGGAGUUUUGUUGAGAUAUCAGACACAUAUAAGUUUGAUGAGAAUGUUAAAGAAAUUGGUGAUACUUUAAAUGACAUUGAAGCUUUGCUGCAACAUCUUAGUGAUAAAUCUUCUGAUGAUGAUAAAAAGUUGGAGUCUAGAAUAACUCACGCGACAGGGCGAAUUUCGAGGUUGUUCGCACAAUCAGAAUCUGAAAACAAUGUUAAACAAGAACUUUUGAAAAGAGUAUUAAUUUUGGAAGCGGAUCUUUCUGAUAGGCAUGUUAAUAGAGUUCCAAUUGUUCAAUCGCCAUCUCAUUCAUCACAAAAUAACAAUCCAUUACAAUCAUCAACUCCAACUCAUCAUAGUGCAGCAGGUUUCUCGGUGCCUACUAAAAAGGUCCCAGUUUAUAAAUGGGGUAUAAAGAAAUUUUCUGGAAAAGAAGAUUUAUUAUCUUUUUUAGAAUUGAUUGACUCGUUAAAAUCUUCAAGGGGUUGUGAUAAUGCCGAUCUUUUUGAUUCAGCUGCCGAUCUUUUUGAAGGUGAUGCUUGGACGUGGUGGCAUAAUAACUUUCUGAAGAAUAGAUUUAGUGAUUGGUCUGAUCUAGUUUCUAAACUAAAAUCGACUUUUCUUCAUAGUAGUCAUGAUGAAAUUAAGUUAGCCGAGAUCAAGUCAAGAAAGCAAUCAAUUAGAGAAUCAGUAACUAUGUUCAUCACAGAUAUGGAAUGUCAAUUCAAUAGAUUAAAUUCUCCACCUUCUGAAAAGGAGAUUGUUGGAAUCAUAAAAAAUAAUUUAUUACCCGAUUAUGUGAAAGCUUUAGUUUUUCAGGAUGUUGAGACUAUUACGGAUUUAACUUCCCUUUGUAAAAAAGUUGAAGAUGUUCUGUCACUCAAUCUUCCUUCAGGUCCUAGAAGGACUAUUGUCUCCGCAAUUUCUUCUAAUGUAAAAUGCUGGAAUUGUAAUAUGUCAGGGCAUGUUUUUUCGGAUUGUCAAAAAGAAAUGAGGAAGUUUUGCUUUUUAUGCGGAAAAGUUGAUUUUACCAAACGUAACUGCCCUAACUGUUCAAAAAACGCGAGCAGGUACUGCAAUCAGGCAGACGUUGCAGGACCUUCGGGAGAAAAAGCAAAGCCUGCCAACAAAGUUCAGAACGGGACCAAGUAA